Molecule: messenger RNA, 903 nt
Organism: Camelina sativa (false flax)
Lineage: Eukaryota; Viridiplantae; Streptophyta; Magnoliopsida; Brassicales; Brassicaceae
Product: UPF0725 protein At4g28920
Source: RefSeq, a predicted model, not a curated record
UGUGGAACUGAUGUUAAUUCAUACACUUCCAGACAAAACAAAAACUAAAAAGAGUUCUUCUUUUUUGUUCAUAAACGCAAGUCGAUGUCAGAUUCGGAAGUAGCGAUGUCAGAUGAUUUACCAGAGUGGACUAUCAUGGAAAUACCAGCGUAUUUAAAAUACGUGCCUGGUACUGAGCCUGAGGAUGUGUAUAUUCCUUAUAUAAGACGUGGUGAAAACGAAGAGCCUAAUCUCUCGCCUAAAGAAGAGGAACGCAUCAUCAAGGAACAAGUCAUCGAGAGCGAGGGUUUCGACAUUGACUUCAAGCAGUUCCGCUGUCUUUUUAAUUACCGACCUCUUAAUUUCGAUGAUAACAAUGAGUACGUCAUGGAACCCGAAACCACGAGAGAGUUAAUGAACCGGCUGUCUCGGGAAUCUCUUGAGAGAUACAAUGAAAAGAAGGAUACAAAAUAUGAAUUUGUCGAGGCUAUCAAAGCCAAUUUUUACGCGACUGGUGCUGCUUCGGUAAUGUAUUUCAUUACCUUUGAAGGUAUGGAUCCUUCUAAUGGUCAGCCAAAACAUUUCCGAGCUAGAGUCUGCUAUUAUUAUCACUGUCCGCCCUUGUACAUCUCAUGCUAUCCCACACCUGAGAAAAAAGUGAUCAAUCCAUUGAAAUUACAGUGAAAGAAGGUGUCAAGAAAUCAAGACUGAUAGAGGAGCUAUCGAAUGUCUAAAACUGGGUGGUGCUGAGGCAAGCACUGUUGUGAUAAUUGACCGAGUCUCAUCAUAUAUCCGAGACAUGUACUAAUUUUAUUGUUUGCCUUGUUCGCUUCCUCUCUUUAGAUCUGUUUGUUGUUCAAACUUUUAACUAGAGUUCAGAUUCUAUGUGUUUCACAAACUUUCAUUAAAGAAAACUUUUAACUA